Messenger RNA from Mandrillus leucophaeus (drill), 1615 nucleotides. RefSeq names its product WD repeat domain 34 (gene DYNC2I2). NCBI's taxonomy places the organism in Eukaryota, Metazoa, Chordata, Mammalia, Primates, Cercopithecidae. Gene Ontology annotation, molecular function: dynein light chain binding; dynein heavy chain binding. The coding region runs from base 202 to 1524 and encodes 440 amino acids. Gene Ontology annotation, biological process: intraciliary transport. Gene Ontology annotation, cellular component: cytoplasmic dynein complex; ciliary plasm. The transcript has 9 exons. The record is from RefSeq and is a predicted model, not a curated record.
AGCCAAGAUGAGGAGGUGGCAGAGAUUCAGGCCAGAGUUGUGGGCCGCCGUCGGCAGCAAGAACAGAGAGAGAGGUGGACAGAUCUGAGAGAUACUGAGAAAAGUUGCCAGACGGCCAGCAUUGCCACUGCCAACGCGUCCGCCCAGGCCUGGAGUCAUGUGGACGCCCAGGUGCAGACGGAGGCCCCUGUGCCCGUCAGCAUGCAGCCCCUGUCCCGGUACGACAUGUCUCGGCUCACAGCCUUUCUUCGGAGAGUGGAGACCAUGGUCAUCCGAGAGCUGAACAAGAACUGGCAGAGCCACGCGUUUGAUGGCUUCGAGGUGAACUGGACCGAGCAGCAGCAGAUGGUGUCUUGUCUGUAUACCCUGGGCUACCCUCCAGCCCAGGCGCAAGGUCUGCAUGUGACCGGCAUCUCCUGGAACUCCACUGGCUCCGUGGUGGCCUGUGCCUACGGCAGGCUGGACCAUGGGGACUGGAGCACGCUUAAGUCCUUCGUGUGUGCCUGGAACCUGGACCGGCGAGGCCUGAGUCCCCGGCAGCCGUCGGCCGUGGUGGAGGUCCCCAGUGCUGUCCUGUGUCUGGCCUUCCACCCCACGCAGCCCUCCCAUGUCGCAGGAGGGCUGUACAGUGGCGAGGUGCUGGUGUGGGACCUGAGCCGUCCUGAGGACCCGCUGCUGUGGUGCACAGGCCUGACGGAUGACACCCACACAGACCCUGUGUCCCAGGUGGUGUGGUUGCCCGAGCCCGGGCACAGCCACCGCUUCCAGGUGCUGAGUGUGGCCACCGACGGGAAGGUGCUGCUCUGGCGUGGCGUCGGGGCGGGCCAGCUGCAGCUCACGGAGGGCUUCGCCCUGGUCAUGCAGCAACUGCCACGGAGCACCAAGCUAAAGAAGCAUUCCCGGGGGGAGACCGAGGUGGGCGCCACGGCAGUGGCCUUCUCCAGCUUUGACCCUAGGCUGUUCAUUCUGGGCACGGAAGGUGGCUUCCCGCUCAAGUGUUCCCUGGCAGCUGGAGAGGCAGCCCUCACGCGGAUGCCCAGCUCUGUGCCCCUGCGGGCCCCGGCACAGUUUACCUUCUCCCCCCAUGGUGGUCCUGUCUACUCUGUGAGCUGUUCCCCCUUCCACAGGAAUCUCUUCCUGAGCGCUGGGACCGACGGGCAUGUCCACCUGUACUCCAUGCUGCAGGCCCCUCCCCUGACCUCGCUGCAGCUCUCCCUCAAGUAUCUGUUUGCUGUGCGCUGGUCCCCAGUGCGGCCCUUGGUUUUUGCAGCUGCCUCUGGGGAAGGUGACGUGCUGCUGUUUGAUCUCCAGAAAAGCUCCCAGAAACCCACAGUUUUGAUCAAGCAAACCCAGGAUGAAAGCCCUGUCUACUGUCUGGAGUUCAACAGCCAGCAGACUCAGCUCUUGGCUGCGGGCGAUGCCCAGGGCACAGUAAAGGUGUGGCAGCUGAGCACAGAGUUCGUGGAACAAGGGCCCCGGGAAGCUGAGGACCUGGACCGCCUGGCAGCGGAAGUGGCCACCUGAGGGGUCCCGGAGGCGGGUGCAAGCCUUCGCUGUGCCGAGCCUUGUGUUUCUGACAACAAGCUGAAUGAAGAAAAGCAAAGUUUUGGGGGAA